AGCAACUGGUCGCACGUUUUCCCUCAGCGCGAACUCGACAUUCGUCACUCGACAAAUUCAGGCGAACAGUUAGUCGACAAUUUCGUAUUGUUGUCGCAUCGUCGUAUAGUCUUAUCGUUGUACCGUCGCCUCGCAAAUCGGAUUGGCUGCUGCUGUCUCGUAGUCGCACAGUCACAAACGCGUCAGUCGAACUGAAUUUUUGACGAGUCGGAAGUGUGUGUAACGUGUUUUUGUGAUUUCCGUUGUUUUGCGACAUUUUGCUUUUGGCCUAUCCGAAAAUCGCAUAAGCCGCAUAUAUUUAUUAAAAAGUGAAUAAAAGUCAAUCACAAAAUCGUAUGCAUUUGUGACUUACUUUAAGCUGUCAAAUUGAAAAGGUAUACACUGACGCCUGCAUACAAGCAGCGCAGUGGUGAAAGGUAAACUUUGUGGCGCGUGUGAAUCUGUGAAUGUGCAGAAAGGUGCUAUGUAUGCGCGUGCAAUGUUUUAAGCGCCCCGUCAGUGUUGGGGAAUCUGUGUCAUCUACCCGAAAGUGAGACAUUUGACGUCUAGCGGAAAAUGACUAAAUGCAAUUUUACCGAUUCACAAAGCGCAUAAAUUACACUUGCGAACGAAGCAUUGCACUAAUUUGAACAUUCGCACUGAAAUUACGAAGGUCGUAUCCGUCCAAAAUGCCGUCAGUUAGAACUGCGUACACCCCACGGGUUGUAGUGACACGACCCAUUUUCCUCCUGCUCGUUGUGAGCGCAGCACUGUCGGGUGAUUUUGUUAGUGCGGAAAUUGCCACUGCCGCAGACGCCUUUGACGGAGUGUUAACUAAUAGUUUAGCGGAGAGUAGGUUCGGGGUUGGCAACGGAGGCAAUCGUUGUUCCGCACGCAAGUUCCAAACGAUUGCCAAAGCUAUCGAUGAUGUUGAGGAUCUGGAAUUGGAUGUGCCGGUUAAUAUCGCCUUUGACAGCCAUCAGAAGAAAAGAUUUUUGCUGUACAUCAAUGCAUCGGCACCACUAACCAUUAAUUUCUCGCAGCAGGUUGUGCGCAAGAUUUACUUCAACCAAACAAUAAAUUUAUCGCGCUCACUCAAAUCGGAUCAACGCACUGUGAUCCUGCCCUGUGCGCUACGUGGUCAGUAUGAUAUUUUUGUACAAGCCCGUCAGCGAGGGUCCAUAAAAAUCGAAGCGCAUGCUGAACAUCCGCAAUCCGGCUGGCCGCUACUCAAUCGCACGCAUCACAUCAGCAUACGCAGCCAAAACUGGGUACGCAAACGUCAAAUGAUAGUCAAGUGGGACAAGAGCAAAUUCGAUUUCCACGCAGUACAUUACUGUUUGGUUGUGAGCACUCGCCAGCGCCAAUUGAAUUUCUGCAACGCCAUCAACGAGUACUUCACGAGUACAGCGGGGCGAGCAGGUGUGAGUGCACCGCCCAACUGCUAUCCUGGCUCCUUGAUGGAUUACAUCUGGUUGAAACCACCGGAGCGUGCUAAGAAAAUUGAUCCACGCAUCACCAAUAUUGUCUGUACAGGCGCUCACACUCAGCAGCUACUAAGAGGUGUACUACCGAAUCAUACGUACUACUUGGAUGUGUUUGGAGUGCACACUCGCCGUCAAAAUCUCACUUUUCACAUUGCCUCUACGCAAGUGGAUUUCAACCGCACGCAUCCAGUUUCGCUGCGCGCAAAUAUGUUAACUAUGAAGAAAAUAUCUGGACUGCAUGGCGUACAAGUCUUCAGCUUUAAGAUUCCAUCUAGAAGCAUUCCUGCUAUUUAUAAGCAACUCCGUGCUUCAGCUUUGCCGUCAACAGCACUCCAGCUGCGCUAUCUCAUUCUGCCAUGCGGUGGCAGCGAAAUCGAUGCAAAGAUACUCCGCCAACGUCGAGUCAUCGGCAAUGUGUCAGGCAUAUAUCGGCCCACUUAUAUUCGGCUCUCCGAGGUACAGGAAGGUCAAAGGUAUAUUGUGCGUUUCACGCCCAGCAAUGAAGACGAGACGCUACGUGCCAACAAAGUGGGGCUGGCUGUUACAAUAACCGGCAUCUUUCAACAACUACCCGAACUGCCAGAGAAUAUAACGGUUUUCGAAGUGCACAAUCGAUGCUCCUUAGCCACCAUUGCGUGGUACAGUUCGCCGGAUAAUCGGACAAUGAGGUACUGCAUAAUUGUGUUCAAUUUACCGCAACGUAAUCGCAGUUCCGUUGAUUACACGAACUACUGCCUCGAUUUCGGAAAGAGUGUGGUACAGCAUCCGCUCUUCGACUCCAUUAAAUGCAUUGAACGCUCAAAAAGUUCAACUCUUGAAACACACACAAUUUUUAAUCUGACACCAGGUGAAACGUACCUCAUCUACGUUACUGCCAAUCUAAGCGAAGGCAAGCCUCUGCCAUACCAAUCGCUGCGCAUCACAAUGAGCCAUCAAUGCAGCAACGAUCUGCUUGAGUCGCGAGAGCAAACUGCAUAUUAUUAAAGAAUUUUCCCAGCGAAGUGUUCGAAAAGAGAAAUCAAUUUUAGGAAAGGACCUAACUAAAAGCAUUAACAGAUAGCAACAGAGCUCGUGCCUCAAAUUGCAAAUUGUAUUAUUGUGUUGUGUGCAGCUUCUGGCAUUUUGAAUUCAUUCGCCAAUGAAUUUCACCGAAUACAAUUAGAAAUGCCAAUAAACAAUUUUUUGCUUGUAAAAUACAUACCUAUCUACAUAAAAUAUGCCACAUGUAAGUAUAUAUGUAUAUACCAGAAGAUAAGCGCUAAAAGACUUAAGCCUACGCCGAUGAAAAGUGUCUACUGUAAUAAAGGAGGGUAGAGAACAAAAUUCGUUGCCUAUUUUUGGGAGCAUCGUACAUCCAGUGGAAAGAUUAUUGAGCAUAAAACAACAAAUGCUACUAAUGUCUCUAUAACUAAUGCAUAAGUACCAAACGUACAAUAGAUGUGCUUUUAUGUUUUUUUAUAUUAUUUCUUGUUGUAUUGAUAACAAAAUACUAUGCCGCCACCGAAUUGAUACUCCUCAACGUAUAAGUACAUUUAAAAUUGUAUUAUCCCUUCACUAUAAAUAUAAUAUAUUUAUCUAAGUAUAAAAAUUAUCUGUGUAUAUUAUGCAAAGAAGCGAAUUUAUUCAGAACUUCUUAAACGGAAAACUUGAUUUCACUAGAAAAACGCUUUGCCUCAAAUCCACAUUCGGGGUAUUAUAGUAACUUCUAAAUCCAAGCAAAAAAUAAUUACAGAGACAGUUUGAACGUUCAAGGGAGUUAAUCAAUAUAAUAUACAGCGUUGGACAAACAAACAGUUAGGCUGUGUAUGCAAGUUCACUAAAUAUCGAGAAAGAAAAAAAUCGAAACCUGUUUCAGUAUUUUUUUUUUUAAUUCAAAGUAUUA
Messenger RNA from Anastrepha ludens (Mexican fruit fly), 3348 nucleotides. RefSeq lists its product as uncharacterized. The transcript has 10 exons. Gene Ontology annotation, molecular function: protein binding. The coding region runs from base 669 to 2450 and encodes 593 amino acids. The record is from RefSeq and is a predicted model, not a curated record. Lineage: Eukaryota; Metazoa; Arthropoda; Insecta; Diptera; Tephritidae.